AUGUCCUCGGCGUCUCAGCGGCGGCGACGAGAUGAAGACGACUAUAUUCCCUUUGGACCCCCGUCACUCCCCAGCACGCAGACUCACCUCGACAACAUGUCGUCGGAACUUGGCUGGCCGCCGCCGGUGACCAUGUCCGACUCGAGCGACGAGGAUCUUCGAGACCACCGGACGCAUGCGCGACGCAUUUCGCGCCGACACCAGAUGCCGCAUGGCGUUGACGGACUGAUAAACAAUGGCCGAUACUCGCCCGACGUGUACUCGGUCACCUCCGAUCCCCCAAGCCAGACUCCCAUGCUCGACGCCGGCAUGCAAUCUCAAUACGCCGGUUUACACUCGCAGUACUACGCCACGAGAACGCCCAACCCGGGGCCAAAGAUCAAGCCGCACCUAUCGUCCCUAGAUAUCCCAAGACGCUACGGCAGCAAUGCCAUCCUCGACAUGUAUGCGCUCACCUACGUCACCGACCCUGACCCGAACCUACUAUGUCCCAUCUGCCAUGAUCCCCUCGUCGACCCUGUGACGACUCCGUGCGACCAUACCUUUUGCUAUCGAUGCCUACGCAGAAGCAUGGCGUCGAGCCCCGCGGGCGGUGCCUGUCCAAUCGACAGAGAGGCUCUGCUGUGGACAGACUGCUCCAGUUCCAUACGACUGAUUCGGACGCAGCUUAAUAACCUCAUCGUUAAAUGCCCUCAUCACGGUAGAGGUUGUGAGGAGGAAAUGAAGAGAGAGGUUGUGGAGCGUCACGCAACCAUGGAGUGCAGUUUCCGAGAAUAUCCUUGCCCUGAUGCCGAAUGCUCCAAGACAAUUCGCUACAAGGCGACAGACGACAAGUGCCAGCACCAAGAGAAUAGCUGCACGUUUUGCGACGCCAUCAUCGAGGACGCUGAUCGUGAUAUUCAUCUGUUACAAUGUCCCAAGAGCAAGACGCGGUGCGCGGGCUGCUGGACGCUGAUUCUUCGCGAGCAGGAGGACGGCCAUCGAAACCUAGACUGCGAUGCCAUCGAAGUGGGGUGCCGCUUUCAAAGGGCUGGCUGCCCAGUGAGGGUUAUUCGGGCACACCAAGAGCUUCAUGCUCUUUCCUGCCCCUUUCAUCCAGAUUCACCAUCCGGCGCCAUCAUCCGCAGCCAACGGGAGCUCAUAGACACAUAUGGCAGCUUGGGAAGCCAGCUCCGUCAGCUGCGGGCCAGGCAGGACGACAUGAGCCGACGUCUCGAUCUGGUUCUUGGGCCAAGUAACCGCCCGGGCGAACCGGGAUUCAGAGAUGCCAGGGGGAAAGACCUGGAUGCCGGAUUUGAAGAGGUACACCACAACAUGAGCCAUCUCGAAGCUCGGCAGAGCAUGUGGAUGGUCAACCAGCUCAUGCCCGUUCGGGAAGACAUUACCGAGCUACGAAACAACAGCACGAUGCUUCGAAUGCAAGUCAACUACCUCCUAAACCGCGCUCGUGAAGAGGGCGGCCACGCACGACCAACAUCAAGCGGAACAACAAGGCCCACGUCGAUGGGGUCGGAUACGGCGCGGGAGCCGAUGCCUCCCAUGAUGCGCCAAAGACGACGAUCAUCCGCCGCAGAUGUUGACCUUCCCCGAUUAUAG
Molecule: messenger RNA, 1596 nt
Organism: Trichoderma aggressivum f. europaeum
Lineage: Eukaryota; Fungi; Ascomycota; Sordariomycetes; Hypocreales; Hypocreaceae
Exons: 1
Coding region: 1-1596 (531 amino acids)
Molecular function (GO): zinc ion binding
Source: RefSeq, a predicted model, not a curated record